Nycticebus coucang (slow loris) is the source of this 4509-nucleotide messenger RNA. It is a transcript of the gene MICU3, whose product is annotated as mitochondrial calcium uptake family member 3. Gene Ontology annotation, biological process: calcium import into the mitochondrion; mitochondrial calcium ion homeostasis. Gene Ontology annotation, cellular component: uniplex complex. NCBI's taxonomy places the organism in Eukaryota, Metazoa, Chordata, Mammalia, Primates, Lorisidae. The transcript is spliced from 16 exons. Gene Ontology annotation, molecular function: calcium ion binding. Bases 22 to 1671 code for a protein of 549 amino acids. The record is from RefSeq and is a predicted model, not a curated record.
GCUGCGCGGGCGGCUCCCGCUAUGGCUGCGCUGCGGAAACUCCUGUGGCCACCGCCUCGGCUGUCCGCUCCCCAGCCCUUUCUUGGGCCGUGGGGGCGGCCUGCGGGGACAGCCCCGGGCCUUCCUGGGCGGCCCUUCUGCUGCCGGGAGGAUGACGAGGGGGCUGUGGCCGAGGCGGCUUGGAGGCGGCGGCGGCGCUGGGGGGAGCUGAGCAUCGCGGCGGCGGCCGGCGGGGGUCUCGUCGGCCUCUUGUGCUACCAGCUGUACGGGGAGCCCAGGACCGAGCCCCCUGCGCCCGGUCGUCCCUCCGAGAGCGCGGCCGCAGAGCCCGAGGACCCACCCCGCGGCCGGGGGCUGCUUCCCAUCCCGGUCGCCGCUGCCAAGGAGACGGUUGCUCUUGGCGGGACAGACAUUGAAGACUUAGACCUCUAUGCUACGUCUCGGGAGAGGCGAUUCCGUUUAUUUGCUUCUAUAGAAUGUGAAGGGCAGUUGUUCAUGACUCCAUAUGAUUUUAUUUUGGCUGUUACAACAGAUGAGCCCAAGUUAUUUGAGAUCUUCGGGGAUGUGCGGAAGAAUCAGAAAAAGGAAGUGAUCCAAGAUACUUCACUCAACUUUGCUAAAACAUGGAAGUCGCUUUCCAAACAGGAAUUGAAUCAGAUGCUCUCAGAAACACCACCAGUUUGGAAAGGAUCAUCAAAGCUAUUUCGAAAUCUUAAAGAAAGAGGUGUGAUUUCUUACACAGAAUAUCUUUUUCUUUUAUGUAUUUUAACAAAACCACAUGCAGGGUUUAGAAUAGCUUUCAACAUGUUUGACACUGAUGGCAAUGAGAUGGUGGAUAAAAAAGAGUUUCUGGUGCUUCAGGAGAUAUUCAGGAAAAAAAAUGAGAAGAGAGAAACGAAAGGAGAUGAAGAAAAGCGAGCUUUGCUGCGUCUUCAACUUUAUGGAUACCACUCUCCUACUAAUAGUGUUCUUAAAACAGAUGCUGAGGAACUCGUCUCCAGAAGCUACUGGGAUACACUGCGGCGCAACACCAGCCAGGCGCUCUUCUCAGACCUCGCAGAGCGUGCUGAUGACAUCACAAGUUUAGUAACUGAUACUACACUUCUCGUACACUUUUUUGGAAAGAAAGGAAAAGCUGAGCUCAACUUUGAAGAUUUUUAUAAAUUCAUGGAUAACCUCCAAACAGAAGUUCUAGAAAUAGAAUUUCUUUCUUAUUCUAAUGGAAUGAAUACUAUCAGUGAAGAAGAUUUUGCACAUAUUCUUUUACGAUAUACAAAUGUGGAAAAUACAUCAGUGUUUUUGGAAAAUGUGCGUUACAGUAUACCUGAAGAAAAGGGCAUCACGUUUGAUGAAUUCAGGUCAUUUUUCCAGUUUUUGAACAACCUGGAAGACUUUGCAAUAGCCCUGAACAUGUAUAACUUUGCAAGUCGUUCUAUAGGACAAGAUGAAUUUAAACGUGCCGUCUAUGUAGCUACGGGACUCAAACUUUCACCACAUUUAGUGAACACUGUCUUCAAGAUUUUUGAUGUUGACAAAGAUGAUCAAUUAAGUUAUAAGGAAUUUAUUGGAAUUAUGAAAGACAGACUCCAUAGAGGAUUCCGGGGUUAUAAAACAGUCCAGAAGUAUCCAACUUUCAAAUCCUGCCUGAAGAAAGAACUUCAUAGCAGAUAAAUGCUCCUAAAGCAAAGUUUAAAGGAUUACGAUCUGUGUGACAAAUCCAAGAAGCAAAACUUUCAGAGGGUGGAAGCAGUUCUGAGAGCAGAACAAGUGGAAAAUGAAGGAAAAGGUGAAAUGCUAUGAAAUUUAUAUUUUUUUUUCCUUGAACUGAAUUCUUACACAUGAAACAGAUAAAAAUGCAUCUUCUUACUGCAAAUAUAAUCAAAUUGAGCUUUUGUUUUGAUUUACUGAACUUUCUGCACUUUUUCAUUCCCUUCAGAAGUAUAUAGAUACUUCCACUGAGUAUAUCAGAAUGUAUUUAAAAUAUUUUUUGUUUAUUUAUUAGUAAUGUGCCUCAUUUCAAAAUAAUUUAUGACUCAUGGAAUGUAGAUCAUAUUUUCUUUGGUUUUGAACUGUGAACUUACUUUCAGAGAAUGAAUAUUACUUAAGAUUUCCUAGGGCCCUUAGGAUUGUUAGCAAAUCUGUUAUUUACAGGUUUUUAAUUGCAUAGAAAUAAUUUUGAAAAACAAAUGGAAAUUAAGCUACUGUAUAAUGUGAUGGUUUACAAUGUACUUUUAACUUUUAAAAGUACUUUAUAACAUAUAUUGUUUGACUUAUGUGAAAAGUUUUUAAAAAUUUUUGUUCAUUUACCAAACUCAACAGAGUAUCUAGUAUUCUUUAAUAAUAUAUAAGUAAAUAAACUUAAAAUGUAGAUUUUUUUUUUCCCCAAAAAAACCAGUCACGUGUUGAUGGUAGAAGGAGUGAUAGUUGUGGUAGAGUAGUUGUGACUGUCACAGUCAUUAUCUUCUUAAAGAUUAUGCUGCUCCUGACUGCAGGUGGUAAAUGUUAAUAACACUAGUAAAAAUAAUAUCCUAGAGCUCUGUAACUCUUGCAUAUUGUUAAUACACGUAUGUAGCAUCAAAAUGAGUGUUGUAGAAGACUAAUAGAAAAUGGUUUGAAGGCUGAUGUACAUAUUAGGUAGAAGCUAAUAUUUUGUUUUUGCAAAAGGACCACAUGCAAAACUGUUGCUGAGCAGCCAAUAAUAAAAUAAUUUAAACAUACUUCAUUUUUUUCAAAAUAAUGUCUUAAAAGGGAAAAUAAAAACUUUCUGUUGAAUCACAACAAACUUAGAUUUUUACAUGGAGAAAUAAUUUAGUAGUACUUAAUAGAAAAGAAAGUUUAGCUUAUACAAGGGUACAAAAAUAGAACAAUGAACUUAAUAUAUUUGCAUGUGGGAGAUAAGCUCAUUUAUCUUCCUUCUAAGACAUAUUUAAUAUAAGUUAUAUACACUCCAACUAUUACCUUGCUUUUGCAUAUAAAAGUAGAAAACACUGACUUUGUUUUUAUAAUUUAUUAAAUGUGAAAUUGAUCUGUAUCAGCUUAUUUAUAAAAGUAAUAUUUCCAAGAAAAUGUUAUUAGCAUUGAUUUUGUAUUUGUUAGACUUCUUACAUUCUUUAUCUGAUAUUAUUUAUUACAGUAAUUUAGAAAUGUAUGAUUCAUAAAUUUAGGGAUCCUAUCUAGUAUAAUAAUUUAUUCACCUGCUUCGAAGGUUGACUAAAUAAUUGACUAAUUGAAAACACAUACUUAUUUAACAUGCCCCAGGUCUACUUUUUUUUUCCCCGUGAACUUCAUAGAGAAGUAAUCCAGAUCUAUUUUAUCUUAUACUGAAUGGUCUCAAUGUUAUUUGGCAUCUAAAAAUCAUUGAAAAAAAUGCAAUUUACUUUAAUACUUAACUGUAAGUUAUAUUAUCUUGCAUACACGGAAAAACCUAUAAAUAUGAAUUAAAAUUAAAUUAGCUAAUUAAAUCCUUUACAAUUCUGUCCUCCCAAGAAAAGAAAGAACAGAAUACUACAUAUGUAGUCUUUAUUCUUUACUGCUUAUCAGAGUGAGUGUAUGAAUUAUCUAAGGAAAGGGUGCAGCAAUAUAUUAAAAUGGGAAUCCUAUGUUCUGGUCAAUUAAAGUGGAAAAGAAAGUAAUAGGUCCCUUCAUAUUAUCACUCCUGAACUUUAUCAUCUAUACUGUGGGAGAUAAAAAGAGCUCACUGGAUUGUUAUUUAUGUCAAUUUUUAAGUUCUUUGAAAAUAACUAUUUGUAUGCUGUUAUUCUCAGUAUUUCCUUCUACCAACUCUUCUUUGGAGCUGUUCAUAAAUUUCACUAUCAUACAUUUCACAGAAAGCUUACAUGAAAAACAGUUUAUGGUACUUCUCAGAGUCACUUCAUAAUAAGAAAUUAACUUAGGUUCCAGUUCAUUAUUUUGUUAUUGUAAUUGCAAAGCAACUUGUUUUACAUACUUACAUUAUCUUAAAAUAAAUACACCUAUCCUUAAAUCAAGAAUCACUGUUCUUUGCUUUUAUCUAUGUCUGGACUAAUAAUGACCUUCUGAAGUUACCUCCAAACUUUGGCAAUCUUGAUGGGUUACCAAACUUCCAUUAAUCUUCUGCUUUCUUCUGUAGCAACACAUGCCAAGGAAAUUUAUCACAUCAACACCUGUGUAAGUGAAGUAAAUCACACAGACCCAUAAUGCCUCUCAAAGUGUAUCAUAGGAUUUCCUACAUGGUAGAACUAUGGUCAUUGGUACUAGAAAGCUUUUCAGAAAGUUUACAUGUGGCUUAAUGGAUUAUCAAUUUUGCUUAAAAUAUUAAAACAAAACUACAGUAGCUCCUGUUUUACUAAUGUCUUUUUAAGACAACACCUAGAAAUGUAUCAGUUUUACACUAGUCAUUAUCCUACUUCUUAUCGCCAUACAGUAUAUUAACAUUUGUUAAAAAGCAUAGUGCUUUUACUUCCAAAGGAUGUAAAACUAUGAAUUGUGUGAUGUUCAGUAAGUAUAAUAAAAAUUUUAGGUGUUAAGAAA